AAUCUCAAAAGUUAACAAACUCUUGUCUUAAUUUAUUAGUCUUAGAAUUUUAGCCGUUGCAAGCUAUUAAGUAUGAUGAAGUGGUUUACACAUUAUGUUUUAGGUUUAGUGAUAACCGGUUUGUACCGGAUAGAUGAUAGUCGUAUAUAAUCACUUGUACAUUGAUAUUUUACUCUUAACAGAAACAAUUAUAAUUUCCAGAUUCUCUUGUGUUCAUCUUGCUCACGAGCGCUUUGGUUUCUGUUCAAUAUCAAGUUUACUAAAAUGGUAUCAGAGCCAUCCAGCUCUUCUUCCGCUUGAACCUGCCAUUGUUGAGCUCAGUCGUGUGUUAUUACCGAUUGAAUUCCUCUUGCGAUGGUUUCUCUGAAGAACUUUCUGCGUCACUUGAUUGGAUCUACUGCUUCAGCAAUUUCAGCUCCGAUAGCUUUACCGGUGAAGUCAAAUCCGGUGAUUCACGCUUCGCGUAGCUCUGUUGAUGCAGAUUCUCCGGUUUCAAUCCAUACGCCUUUCUUCAAACAAUUGAUUCUGCAAAAAUCGACUCGAUCCACCGCCUCGACAGAUGAAUCUCCGAUUUAUUCUCCAGUGGUUGUCAACCAGACCUCUGGAACUUCGCGAGCUGUCACAUCCGCGGAAUCUCUGGAUUUAGUCCAAUCGCAUCUCUUCCUUCAACCGGAUCGAUUCCAGAUCUCUCUCGGUUGUUCCACCGAUCAUUCUACAGCUGCUUUGAUGGUGAUUGCUCACAAGGUUGGGUGUUAUACUGGUAAAGCAAGCUUGUGUGCUUGGAACUCUUCUAUUCCUGACGAUUUUUCCUCGGUUUUAGUCGAUCUUAUGCCUGAUUUGGCGAUGAACUCGUAUUCACUGUUCUCUGGUUUGAUUGAACUCAUUGUUCCACCAGAAGUUAUUCUCCUCUACGGAUCUCUUCCACGGCCACCUGAGAGCUGUUUCAUCUCUUAUUCAUGGCUCAGAUUCACUGAUGCGAAUCUCUGGCUUGUGAAGUAGAUCUCCUGGCGUGGAUGAACUUAAGAGAAUUGCAAGUGAUAGCCUCUCUUGUUCAUGGUUCACUUAUCAUCUUCUAUGCCAUUAAAGAUGCUGCACUGGUUCAACAGUUAAGCUCCUGGUUCCGUUUGAUCUCAAUUGAGAAGCAACAAGCUUAUGCAAAAAUUGGUUUAUGGCUGAAGUAUACCAAGAUGAUUGUUGGUUUUAAGACUUUGAGUGCGCACUACGUGACGUUGUUGUUCAGUGUUGCUGAGAGCUUGACUUUGUUGUGUGAUCCACACAUUUGGAGUGAUGUGCAGUGUGAAGACGUGUCUUUCUUUCUGGAUAAAAGACAUGGCGUUCAAGAGCUUUUUAGACCAUGUUCUAGUGAUGAUUGUACUGCUGCUGCAGUUGGUACAUUGAUGAAUGGCGUCAAUACAGUUUAUAAGUUUUUGCUUGGUGGUUAUGUCCUUAAUCGCAUAGCAGAAAAGAUAAUUAUGCAGGUCAGUAUUCAAAGUGACAGAACAGAGAUUUCUGGCCUUGAGCUAAUGCUGAAGCAGAGCUUGUCUCAAGCUUUUCUGCACCUAUUCAACGAGGACUAUGGCUUCCUCGGAUGCAUAUAUGUGACUAUUUCUGCUCAUUUUGGUUUCUUAACUGAGAUUCCUUAUGGUUCUUUGCCAAGACCACCAGAUGAGCUUCUUGUUAUCAGUUUCAGUCUCCUCUACUUCACAUUGUGUUCUUCAUGUCCAAGAUGUAAUGGCUUACAUCUUGAGGGGGAGUAUUAAGUAUGAUGAAGUGGUUUACACAUUAUGUUUUAGGUUUAGUGAUAACCGGUUUGUACUGGAUAGAUGAUAGUCGUAUAUAAUCACUUGUACAUUGAUAUUUUACCAUUUUAGUAAACUUGAUAUUGAACAGAAACCAAA
Molecule: messenger RNA, 1898 nt
Organism: Raphanus sativus (radish)
Lineage: Eukaryota; Viridiplantae; Streptophyta; Magnoliopsida; Brassicales; Brassicaceae
Exons: 2
Coding region: 355-999 (214 amino acids)
Source: RefSeq, a predicted model, not a curated record